Molecule: messenger RNA, 1504 nt
Organism: Umbelopsis ramanniana AG
Lineage: Eukaryota; Fungi; Mucoromycota; Umbelopsidomycetes; Umbelopsidales; Umbelopsidaceae
Exons: 4
Coding region: 101-1369 (422 amino acids)
Cellular component (GO): nucleus
Source: RefSeq, a predicted model, not a curated record
UUUUUUGUCAUUGCAUUGACUCUGCUUAGCAUUCUCAUUCAACGCAAAGCAAACUUGAUGGCCUCCUUCGUUCCAUAGCUUUCUCACUCAGAUUCCUACCAUGGCUCAACCCGAAACAUCCUCCUACAGUUCGGCUUCGCAAUGUUUAGCCCAAUCCGAAAACGAAUAUGUUAAGAUCGAACACAGCAAGGACCGAGGCCGAUAUUUUAUUGCAAAGACAGACGUACCUGCUGAAACAGUGGUACUAAAGUCUUACCCUUACGCUACAGCCAUCUUCGAUACCCAACGAAAAAGAGUCUGUGCGCACUGCGUCUACGUACAUCCCACCAAAUCUUUCUCUCUACAUUGUAAGCAAUGUGAUCAAGUAUAUUUUUGUUCCCAACAAUGCCACGAUGAGUAUCUAGGAUCUGGCACAGCACAGGGAGUCAACCACCAACGGAUCUGCGCACCUUUACGUAAGCUUGCCACGUUGAAGGCAGAUAAGCAUAUGAAGUCAGUAACCAAGAUGAUUUUACAUUUGUUCUGGGAGCGAGCUCGAAAUGAAUGCGGCGUGCAUUGGUCCCGUAGUCAAGCACAAUGGUGGGAAGUCGGAGAUACUGAUAUUACCCGAGGUCUGGAAGACCUCAACUUAAGAAAAGACAUUGCCCCGGUGGAAUCCAACUUUGAUAUGGUUUUAGCGCUUGAGUCACAUUAUCAUCGUUGGACGACGGACGAUUGUCAAUCCUGGAAGCGUCUCUACACCUUCUUACAUACUUCUUUGACUGAAUGCGGUCUGUUGAAGGAAUCCGAUACCAUGGAUUUCAUAAUGCACUUAAUUUCCCGCGUUGAAUCCAAUGGGUUUGGAAUGUAUUGGGCCAAACCUAGCAAGAAACGGGAUCAAGAUCCAUUUGGUCGAGCGUUGUUUCCACAUGCAGCAUUCUUUAACCAUGAUUGUGACCGCAACUGUGAAGCCACUCAACUUAUUGGUGAUGACGGAACCUCAGAAGUAGAGGAACCAGCUGCCGAAACGCCUGUAGAUACAGCAGAAGAGCAGCAGCUGGAAUUGAAAGGUGAACCAGAUCAAGAGCAACAAGCCAAAGCUAUUGUUGUACCUUCUGUUUUCGACUCUCCUCGAGGCGCUUUUCGACUUAUGCUGGUACGCACACUACGAGUUGCUCAAGCUGACAAGCCGUUGUGCAUUUCGUAUAUUGACUGGGACCAGCCUGUAGCCGCACGGCGACGCAAGCUGCUGGAAGAAUACUUUUUUGAAUGCAUGUGCGAGAGAUGCGUCAAGGAAAGUCAGGUUAAACCUAAAACAAAGAAAUCAAGUAAUAAGAGACAUGUCACGGUCUCGAAAACGAAUAAACCUGCACGAAUAGAUGGGCUGUGAAAAGUUGCAACUUUAGAUCCAAAAACCAUCCGAAUUAUUAUAUAACCAAUUUUAUGUACAGUUUUCCCUAUGUGAUGAAAAAAAAGCGAUCAAGCGAUCUUGACAGCACAUUUUGUUGGCACUGUUACAAAGAAA